Molecule: messenger RNA, 2308 nt
Organism: Amphibalanus amphitrite
Lineage: Eukaryota; Metazoa; Arthropoda; Thecostraca; Balanomorpha; Balanidae
Product: angiotensin-converting enzyme-like
Exons: 13
Coding region: 14-2104 (696 amino acids)
Biological process (GO): proteolysis
Cellular component (GO): plasma membrane
Molecular function (GO): peptidyl-dipeptidase activity; metallopeptidase activity
Source: RefSeq, a predicted model, not a curated record
AGCAGCCGCCGUGAUGGCGACAGCAGGGCAGAUCUGGGUGGUAUUGGUCGCGCUGCUGGCCGGACGGGUCUGGGGCGGCCUGACCGGCGAAGGAGCUGACCUGACCGGCGAUGGAGCUGACUUUGGCAGUGGUGAUGGGCAUGGGGCCGACCUGACCGGCGAUGGAGCCGUACCGACUAUUGAUGAAGCUGACCUAGCCAGUGGUGAUGGAGCUGAUCUAGUCAACGGUGAGGCUGACCUGACCAGCGAUAGACCUGACAUGACCAGCGAAGCUGAUGCCACACAGCUGGAUCGUCAGGCAGCCGACUUCAUUGCUAAACUCAACCAGGACUAUCAGCUUCACUGUAACCAGAUGGUGAAGAAGAGGUGGAAUUUCAAUGCCAACCUGACAGACCACAACCAGAAGAUUAUGAACGAGUACGCUGCCGAGUACGCCAGCUACCAGAAGGAAAAAUGGGCGGAGGUCAUCCAGUGGGACUGGAUGAAGAUUAACGACCCCCUCACAAGACGCCAGUUCAAGCACUUCUCCACACUCGGGCCGGCGGCGCUGCCGGACGAAAAGUUCAAAAUGUAUACCGACCUCAGAAGUAAGCUCAAGAAACGCUAUGGCUCUGCGACAAUAUGCGACUUCAAUGACCCGAAGAAGUGUGACCUUCGACUCGAACCAGAGCUGGAGGACAUUAUGAUGAACAGCACAGAUCCGGAGGAGUUGAAGCACGUUUGGCUGCAGUGGAGAGAACAGUCUGGCAAAAAGAUGAGAAAAGACUACAUACAGUUCGCCGGCCUCAUAAACGACAUUGCUUGGGCCAACAACUUCACGGACGGCACCGACAUGUGGCUGGACGAUUACGACACUCCCGAUUUCCGGGAGCGGCUGGCCGCCCUCUGGGAGGAGGUGGCGCCGCUGUACCGUCAGCUGCACGCCUUCGUGCGCGGCCGCCUCAGGGCCCGCUACGGGGACAGCGUGGUCAGCAGGAGCGGACCCAUACCGGCCCACCUGCUCGGGAACAUGUGGGCCCAGGCGUGGGGUAACAUAAUCGAUAUAUGCAAACCGUAUCCAGAGAAAAAGGCUGCCGACGUCUCAGCGCAGAUGAAAGAAGCCGGGUACACGCCGGUGCGCAUGUUCCGUCUCUCGGAGGAAUUUUUCACGUCACUCGGCCUGGAGCCGAUGCCGGACACCUUCUGGAACCUGUCGGUGCUGGAGCGGCCCGCGGACGGGAGGGAGCUGGUCUGUCACGCCAGCGCCUGGGACUUCUGUGACCAGCGCGACUUCAGGAUAAAGCAGUGCACGGUGGUCUCGAUGGACCAGCUGAUAACGGUACACCACGAAAUGGGCCACAUCCAGUACUACAUCCAGUACAAAGACCUCCCGAUGGCGCUGAGGAGAGGGGCUAACAGCGGAUUCCAUGAGGCUUUGGGCGACACCUUAGCUCUAUCGGUUCAGACCAGGAAACAUCUGAAGAAGAUUGGUCUUCUGAAGGAAGAAAAAGACGAUCCUGAGGUGGAUCUGAACUUCCUGAUGCUGACGGCGCUGGACAAGAUCGCCUUCCUGCCGUUCGGCUACCUGAUCGACAAGUGGCGCUGGGACCUCUUCUCCAACGUGACGUCGCCUGAGGACCUGAACUGUGCCUGGUGGAAGCUGCGGGAAGAGCUGCAGGGCGUGAAGCCGCCCCAGCCGCGCUCAGAGGCCGACUUCGACCCCGGCGCCAAGUACCACGUGCCCGCCAACACGCCCUACGUCAGGUACUUCGUGGCUCGGAUCCUGCAGUUCCAGUUCCACAAGGCACUGUGUCAGGCGGCUGGAGAGUACGACCCACAGGAUUCCAGCCGACCUCUACACCAAUGCGACAUCUAUCAAAGCAAGGAGGCCGGAAAACUACUGAGCGCCAUGAUGCGCCUGGGCCAUUCUGUACCGUGGCCGGACGCGCUGGAGGCCAUCACGGGCCAGAGGGCGAUGGACGCCUCCCCGCUGCGCGAGUACUUCCGACCGCUGGAGGAAUGGCUGACGAAGGAGAACGAACGGACCGGCGAAACGGUCGGCUGGAAAAGCGACGGUCCCGUUUGCACGAAGACGCCAGAAGCAACAUGCACUGGUCGUAAAUAGUCACCUUAGGACGGUUAAUGCUUCGUGCAGACACCAUAUUAAGUGAUCGUGGCACCGGCUUUUUCUGUACAUGGGUAGGUACUCUCGCCACAAAAAGUGCAAGAAUAAGUGCAAUGGGCAUGUUUCGAUGAUGCAUUAAGAAAGUUACGUUUUGCUGCUCUUUACAUGCUUGGUGAAUGAAUAUAUUGUUAGGUAAAAAGUCAA